GGAGCUUCGGGCGGUUCAAAAUACAGAAUGAAAAAACAGAAAAUAAAAUUAAACAUCCACGAGUUGCUGUCCCGCGGCCCGGGGUGUGACCGUCCCUGCCCUCGGGGAUGGAGGUGCCUGAGCUUUGUCACUGCGCUCGGUGGGCUGAUGGUGCGGUGGUACUGGGAAACAGCCGAAAAUAAAAUGGAAAAGGAACGGUGCGUGUUUGCCUGGGAGGUAAAAACAGUAAGUUUCAGUGUGGUUUUUGAUACAGUAAACUUUUGACUGGUUUUCAGAGUAAUUGAUUUUUUUUUAUGUGUGUGCUCGUUGGCUGGUGCAUUUGAAAUACUUAAGCUUAUACAUUGUUAUCUUUCAGUGAGACUUCUAUUUAAAUAAAUUCCGCAUUGUUUUGAGGGUUUGCCGUGUUGGUGAUGAAGGGCAGCACGAUAAAAUAGUCUAAAAACUGGUACUCUAUUAUGAGUAAUGUACAGUGAUUUUAAAACUCUCAUCUUUCAGCUAAGGCUAUGUAAUACAGGGGUUUGCUGUUAAAAACCCCAAACUUAUGUAGCCUGUUUUUUUUUUUUUAAUUUCAAAGAAUCAUCUGAGGAUGACUUGGGGGCCAAGGAAUAAAAGUGAAGUGCAGACCAUCUGUUUCACCAUAGCAGUAAUAUUUGGCUAAGAGAAAAUAUGAAAUAGUAACUUGCUCAGAUGAGCGUCAUGUUGUCGGUGUUUAAGCUUCUUCCUCUCCUGUUUACUCCCUGUCUGACUCAUUGGACACCAUGUGCCUUGAAAUUGUUGUGCUGCAUUAUCCUCGUGUGUGUGAGUGUGUCAUAAUAGCUGUGUGCAAUCCAGGUGGAAUCACAGCACAGUGAGCAGCCAGAGCAGCAGUGGGGAGGGAGGGAGGGAGAGCUGCCCCUCCAACUGCAGUGAGAGGGAGCAGAGAUCUCCCCAUCCCUCUGCAUGAGUAACUGAGCUGCAGAGCUUCUAACAGAAAAGAUCUCAGUGAAGAGAGAAUUCUUUUCCUUGCUACAAAAAAACCUUGUGCUGAAGUUCAUGAGGUUCCUGUUGAAGUCCCACUGGUGUUUCAGCCGUUCAUCCCAGUUUGGUGGCAUCAGCAGACGUGGUGAGGGGACCCUGCCACAUCACCCAGGUCAUUAAUGAAGAUAUUAAACAAAACUGGACAGUCCUGACCCUGGGGUACACCACGGGGCCUGACCUCCAGCAAACCCAAAGAGCAUCAAAUUUAAAAAGAUUUGAGGUCCUUUGUAGCUAGAUUAAAUGAUGGCCAGGUUGGAUAUUAAAAAAAAAAAAACACCAGCCUUUUUUUAAUGUAUUUAUUUAAAACAAGGCUUUCAAAUUGCUUUUUGUAUUUGUUUGCAUUUGUACUUGUUCACAAGCUGAUACCAGUAAAUUUUAACAAUUAUUUGUAACCAUAAUACCAUGUUCUGAUAGGGCUGUGUAACUGUUGCUGGGAUCUAGGCGUAAGGUCAAAAAGUUUUGUUUGGCUUAAAACUUAUCUUGUUUUUAAAAAAAAAUUGCUUGAUUUGGGUUUUUUAAAAGUGUAUAUGUAACACUGAGUCCCAAAUUUGGGAAGAAGAGUUGUAGAAGGUUGAUUGUUUCUAAUAAUGUUGUUCCUUUUCACUUUCACCUCUUCUACAGUUAUUCUGGUAGCACUGUAAGACAAAUGGAAUAGUCUGGCUGGGCUGUAAUAUAUGUGCAAGAUGCUGUUGGCACUAAAUUUGACUUUGAAUUGUUAAUUCACCUGCAGUUGUACAAGAGCCUGUUCACUUCAUUCUUGGGUACCAUAAAGCUUGUUCUGAGUCAGCUUUCAGAAAUGUUCUACUAGAAUGACCUCAGCUUUGUGUGCUCAGUGUGCUAUUUUGAGUUUAUUUUCACAUAUUAUGGUGCUGCUGGGCAACUAAUGUUUUUAACAAGGAUUUGGCCCUUAUUUUCAUGUGUCUUUUUUCUGAUUGUAGCAGUACAUGGUAAUUCCAUCACCUCCUGGCCAUCCCAAUGAUGAAAUCAGAAGCUAAGGAUGGAGAAGAGGAAAGCCUGCAGACAGCAUUCAAAAAGCUGAGGGUUGACACAGCUGGAUGUGCCACUUCUCUCUCUGUGGGUGAUGGGACAAGUCCCAGAGCAAUAGUUAGAACAAUGGCAGAUGAAACCAAACCGAAGAAUGUGUGUGCUUCUAAGGAAACCUGGCAUGGGUCUGUGAAGAAGCCCUCGAGAGGAGUUGUGAGAACCCAGCGCCGCCGGCGUUCCAAAUCUCCAAUUCUUCACCCUCCCAAGUUUAUCCAUUGCAGCACAAAAUCCCAUUCCACAUGCAGCCAGCUGGUGCAGAAGAGCCAGGCUGAUGGCCAGGAGGACAGCAGUGGGUUUGGGGUGCCAGUCCCAAAGGAAGCCUGUGCACAUGAACACUGCAGCGUCACUCCGGACAUUGGCCACAAGGGAGCUGAGGAGCCUUUGGGAGUUUCUGCUGCACGGUUGACAUCAGAGAACACACAGGAGAACUCUCCAGCUGCAGCUUCUCCAGCAUCCAAAACAAGCCUAAAGACUACAGAGCUUUCUGACUUCCAGUCUAUGUGCAAGCUGAACACGAGUGAGCUGUGUGCAUGUGCAGAUAAAGCCUGUCAGUGCAAACUGUGGCAAGAUAUGGAAGUGUACAAAUUCUCUGGCUUGCAGAACACCCUCCCUCUGGCACCUGAUAGAACAGUGUGUGAGGAUCACUCCCAGCCUUUGCCAGCAAGAACUCCCUCAAGUUCUCCACGCUCUUGCUCUGAGCAAGCCAGGGCCUUUGUGGAUGAUGUGACAAUUGAAGAUCUUUCGGGGUACAUGGAGUAUUACUUAUAUAUUCCAAAGAAAAUGUCUCACAUGGCAGAAAUGAUGUACACCUGACAGCAAGGAGCACUAAAACCAGAAGGGUGGCUGGUUCAAAUCUGCCCUCAGGCACAUCAUGUGAAUAUGCAACCCACUCCCUGCUCACUGUGCUUGCAAUAAAAACACUUCUUUGCAUCUCA
Molecule: messenger RNA, 2996 nt
Organism: Zonotrichia albicollis (white-throated sparrow)
Lineage: Eukaryota; Metazoa; Chordata; Aves; Passeriformes; Passerellidae
Gene: OSER1
Product: oxidative stress responsive serine rich 1
Biological process (GO): cellular response to hydrogen peroxide
Source: RefSeq, a predicted model, not a curated record